Messenger RNA from Nerophis lumbriciformis (worm pipefish), 5667 nucleotides. Lineage: Eukaryota; Metazoa; Chordata; Actinopteri; Syngnathiformes; Syngnathidae. The record is from RefSeq and is a predicted model, not a curated record.
AGUCCAGCUCUUUUUCUCGCAAUGGCAGGCCUGAAGCUCGUUACCCCGGCCACAUCUUCCAUGGGUCCUUUUUUUGGACUGCCAUGGCAGCAGGAGGCAAUCCACGAUAACAUCUAUACACCUAGAAAAUAUCAGGUAGAACUUCUUGAAGCAGCACUUGAACAUAACACUAUCGUCUGUUUAAAUACUGGCUCAGGGAAGACAUUUAUUGCAGUUCUCCUAACAAAAGAGCUUUCCCAUCAAAUCCGUGGACAAUACCAAGGAAAUGCAAAGAGGACUGUAUUUCUUGUCAACUCAGCCAUGUCUGCUAAUCAGCAAGCAGCUGCAGUCAGGACUCACUCUGACCUCCAAGUGGGAGAGUACACAGAGAUGGAGGAGACGUCAGUAUGGACUAAUCAUCAAUGGAGUGAAGAGAUGAACAACAACCAGGUGCUGGUUAUGACUUGCCAUAUAUUUCUGCAUGUACUGAAAAAUCAGAUUUUACCCUUGUCAAAAAUCAACCUGGUGGUUUUUGAUGAUUGUCAUCUUGCCAUCACGGAUCACCCCUACUGUGAGAUAAUGAAGCUUUUUGAUGACAACAACGGCAGUCCUCGUAUUCUUGGUCUCACAGCCUCCAUUCUCAAUGGCAAUUGCGACCCCACAGAUCUUGAGCAGAAAAUCCAGAAUUUAGAGCAAGUCCUGAAGAGCAACGCUGAAACUGCCACUGACCUUGUAGUUCUUGACAGAUAUGCCUCCCAGCCAAGAGAGGUGGUGCUGGACUGUGGCCCUUAUCUAGAUAAGAAUGGACUCUCCUCACGUCUCCAAGUGGAGUUAGAUGAAGCGCUCGACUUCUUGAAUGAGUGUAACAUAUCGAUUGCAAGAGAAGAUAAGGGUCCUACAGUCAUCUCACGGCAGAUCUUAAGUGACUGCAGGGCUGUGCUGCAGGUGCUUGGGCCCUGGUGUGCAGAUAAAGCAGCAGGUAUCAUGGUGCGCGAGCUUCAGAAGUACAUCAAGCACGAACAGGGGGCAAUUAACCGCAAGUUUCUACUGUUCACUGACACCAUUCUCAGAAAAGUACAUGCCCUUUGUGAGGAACAUUUUUCUCCAGCCUCCCUGGACCUGAAGUUUGUCACACCUAAGGUACUCCGUCUCUUGGAGAUCCUGCAUGAAUACAAGCCCUUUGAGAGGCAGCAGUUUGAGAGUGUGGAGUGGUACAACAACCGGAACCAAGACAACUAUGUUUCUUGGAGUGAUUCUGAAGAGGAAGAUGACGAUGAAGAGUCAGAGACCAAGGAAAGGCCUGAAGCCAACUUUCCUUCACCAUUCACUAACAUUCUAUGUGGAAUUAUUUUUGUGGAGAGGCGUUACACUGCAGUCGUCCUGAAUCGUCUGAUCAAAGAGGCAGGAAAACAGGACCCAGAGCUGGCUUACAUCAGCAACAACUUCAUCACUGGCCAUAGCAUUGGCAAGAACCAGCCACGGAACAAGCAGAUGGAGGUGGAAUUCAGAAAGCAAGAGGAGGUCCUACGCAAAUUCCGGGCUCAUGAAACCAACCUGCUGAUUGCCACAAGCAUUGUGGAAGAAGGUGUGGACAUUCCGAAGUGUAACUUGGUGGUGCGGUUUGACUUGCCAACUGAAUACAGGUCCUACGUCCAGUCCAAAGGCAGAGCUCGAGCUCCUGUCUCCAACUAUGUUAUGCUGGCUGAUAGUGAGAAGACCAAAUGCUUUGAAAGUGAUCUCACUACCUACAAGGCAAUAGAAAAGAUCUUGAGGAACAAGUGCUCCAAGUCUGCAGAAGUUGAUGAGUUUGAAAUUGAGCACGUGUUAGAUGAUGACAACAUACUUCCUCCGUACGUGCUUCGAUCGGAGGAUGGAGGUCCUCGGGUUACCAUCAAUACGGCCAUCGGACACAUUAACAGAUAUUGUGCUCGGCUGCCCAGUGAUCCCUUUACCCACUUGGCUCCCAAAUGUAAAACUAGGGAGAUGCAAGAUGGAAGAUUCCAGUCCACACUCUAUUUACCCAUCAACUCCCCACUCAGGGUUCCUGUUAAGGGUCCCAACAUGAAUUGUGCCAGAUUAGCAGAGAAAGCAGUUGCAUUACUUUGUUGUGAGAAACUACAUCAAAUAGGUGAACUGGAUGAUCAUUUGAUGCCCGUCGGGAAGGAGACUGUCAAGUAUGAGGAAGAGCUGGAUCUUCAUGAUGAAGAGGAAACUUGCGUCCCUGGCCGACCGGGCUCAACGAAGAGGAGACAGUGUUAUCCUAAAGCUAUACCAGAGUGUUUGCAGGAGAGUUAUGCUGUACCUGAGCAUACUUACUACCUAUAUGUGAUUGGGAUGAACCUCACUACGCCACUUCCUGACGAGCUCAACUUCCGCAGAAGGAAGCUUUACCCACCAGAGGACAGCACACGCUGUUUUGGCAUCCUGACUGCUAAACCGAUACCACGAGUCCCACAUUUCCCGGUCUACACACGCUCGGGUGAGGUGACCAUCUCCAUCGAGCUUCUCAAGUCCGGCUUCAAUCUCACCGCCACAGAGCUCGACCUAAUCAUUCGCUUGCACCAGUACAUCUUCUCGCAUAUUCUCCGCCUCGAGAAACCUGCACUAGAGUUCAAGCCUACACUUGCCGAUUCUGCUUACUGUGUUCUACCUCUUAAUGUUGUUGGAGAUUCUAACACACUCGAUAUGGACUUCAAAUUCAUGGAGGAUAUCGAAAAGUCUGAAGCCCGAACUGGUAUUCCUAAUACUCAUUAUACCAAACAGAACCCCUUCACCUUUAAAUUGGAGGAUUACCAGGAUGCUGUUAUCAUUCCUAGGUACCGUAAUUUCGACCAGCCUCAUCGAUUUUACGUCGCUGAUGUAUAUACAGACCUUACUCCUCUCAGCAAGUUUCCUUCACCAGAAUACGAGACAUUUGCUGAGUACUACAAAACCAAAUACAACCUGGAUCUGUCCAACCUGAACCAGCCUCUACUGGAUGUUGACCAUACGUCAUCGAGACUGAAUCUCUUAACGCCUCGUCACCUCAACCAAAAAGGCAAAGCGUUGCCCCUCAGCAGUGCGGAGAAGAGGAAAGCAAAAUGGGAAAGUCUGCAGAACAAACAGAUCCUGGUUCCAGAACUUUGUGCCAUUCACCCCAUCCCUGCCUCCCUUUGGAGGAAGGCGGUGUGUUUACCCAGUAUCCUCUACCGUCUCCAUUGCCUCCUGACAGCAGAGGAACUAAGAUCCCAGACAGCCAGCGAAGCUGGAGUUGGAUCACAAAUCCUUCCUACUGAUUUCAGGUAUCCAAACUUGGACUUUGGGUGGAAGAAAUCAAUUGACAGCAAAAUAUCCAUAUCAUUAAGUGAGGACAAUGGCCUUCAAUUAAAGCACCAGUCACCCGAUUGCAUUUCAUUAAUGGAUUACAGUUGUCUCCAACAUUCCCAAGCCAUCGUCACUUGCAGCAAAGACUCUGUGAAUAUCACUACUCAAAUUCCUGACCACAGUCUCUCAGACGGGAGGCUUAUUAAGAAACAUAAUUGCCAAUGUUCUCAAUGUAACUUUCUUGAACUGCUUCACCCUGAAACAAAGGAAAUCCCUACCUCAGUUCCUGUGCAGCCCUCUCACAUCUUGAAGAAUCCUGAUGCAUGUCCUCCACAUCAUAGGGUUCAGUGUACACCAGGAAGGAGCACGGUCCACAGGAAUUCCACUACCUCAGCCUACAGCCAGCACGAAGAGUGUCCCAAUGCUCACAAAGCACCUUCACAAAAUCAUUCUACUGUUUUGCAUCCCAGCAAAAUGGCAGGGGACUCCAUAACAAUCCUGGGGCCUAACCCGGGUCUUAUACUUCAGGCCUUAACCCUUUCCAAUGCCAGUGAUGGUUUUAACCUAGAGCGGCUGGAAAUGCUUGGUGAUUCGUUCCUCAAACAUGCCAUUACCACUUAUCUUUUUUGUACCUAUCCAGAUGCCCAUGAGGGCAGGCUCAGCUACAUGCGCAGCAAGAAGGUGAGCAACUGCAACCUGUACCGCUUAGGAAAAAAGAAGGGACUUCCUAGUAGGAUGGUGGUGUCCAUUUUUGAUCCCCCCGUCAACUGGCUGCCUCCUGGCUAUGUGGUCAAUCAGGACAAGACCAUUAGUGACAAACAGGAUCCAGAUGAGGGUGGAGAAGUACAUCUAUCUAAUGGACCUUCUGUUGAUGACUGUGGUGAAGAGUUGAAGGAGGUCAAUAAUGACAGAGACCUGCUUUUAAAGGAUGAAACAAAAGAUGAGGUCAACUUGGAAGAUGACUUGGAGUACUACAAGGAACACAUCAAGUUCAUCGACAAUAUGUUGCUAGGAUCUGGUGCAUUUGGAAAAAAGAUCUCUCUGAGCAGCUUCCCACCUUCUCUAACCAAUGCUUCAGGCCUAUCACCAUCCAUAGAGACGCCAUAUGAAUGGAAAGCUCCUCCCAAAAAAACCUACCCCUUGUCCCACCAUCACUCUGAACCACUACACACGGAAUCUUCAGCCGAGGACUUUGACUACAGCUCAUGGGAUGCCAUGUGCUACUUAGACCCCAGCAAGGCAGGUGAGGAGGACGACUUUGUGGUGGGAUUCUGGGAUCCAUCAGAGGAGAACAAUGGCACUGAGCUUGGAAAGCAGUCCAUCUCUUACGACUUGCACACAGAGCAGUGCAUAGCAGAUAAGAGCAUCGCUGACUGUGUCGAGGCUCUGCUUGGCUGCUAUCUGACCAGCUGUGGUGAGAGAGCUGCCCAGAUGUUCCUGUGCUCAUUGGGCUUGAAGGUAUUACCAAUCCAGAGAGGAAGCUUGACAGAAGAAAUUCAUAUCAGCCCACAAACAGCUGGUGAAUUGAGCUAUGGCUGGUUGAAAAUCCCACCACGGUGCAUGCUUGAACAUCCAGAUGCAGAGCGGACCCUCAAUCAUCUGAUUUCUGGCUUUGACAAUUUUGAAAAAAAGAUUAACUACACUUUUCAGAAUAAGGCCUAUGUACUGCAGGCCUUCACUCAUGCUUCCUACCAUUACAACACCAUCACAGAUUGUUAUCAACGAUUGGAGUUCCUUGGUGAUGCAAUACUUGACUACCUCAUUACAAAGCACCUUUAUGAAGACCCACGGCAACACUCGCCUGGUGUACUGACUGAUCUGCGCUCAGCACUUGUCAACAACACCAUUUUUGCCUCUCUGGCCGUGAAGUAUGACUACCACAAGUACUUCAAAUCUAUCUCACCGGAACUUUUCCACGUUAUUGAUGACUUUGUGCAGUUUCAACUGGAAAAGAAUGAGAUGCAAGGCAUGGACUCUGAGCUUCGACGCUCUGAAGAAGAUGAGGAGAAAGAAGAAGACAUUGAAGUCCCCAAGGCUAUGGGCGAUAUUUUCGAGUCGCUCGCUGGAGCCAUUUACAUGGACAGUGGCAUGUCAUUGGAGAAAGUGUGGCAAGUUUAUUAUCCGAUGAUGAGGCCACUUAUCGAGAAAUUCUCUGCAAAUGUACCACGGUCACCUGUAAGGGAGUUACUCGAAAUGGAACCAGAAACUGCUAAGUUCAGCCCUGCAGAAAGAACCUACGACGGGAAGGUCCGGGUAACCGUGGAGGUCGUCGGAAAGGGGAAAUUCAAAGGAGUCGGACGCAGCUACCGUAUUGCCAAGUCAGCAGCAGCCCGACGAGCUCUGCGCAGCCUCAAAGCCAAUCAACCUCAGGUCCAAAACAACUGA